Molecule: messenger RNA, 1915 nt
Organism: Pogona vitticeps (central bearded dragon)
Lineage: Eukaryota; Metazoa; Chordata; Lepidosauria; Squamata; Agamidae
Gene: LPCAT3
Product: lysophosphatidylcholine acyltransferase 3
Biological process (GO): lipid modification; phosphatidylcholine biosynthetic process
Cellular component (GO): membrane
Molecular function (GO): lysophospholipid acyltransferase activity; 1-acylglycerophosphocholine O-acyltransferase activity
Source: RefSeq, a predicted model, not a curated record
GGUUUCGAUGUAGGGGCCGUGGCGGCGGUUGUGCUGCCGCUGCCUUUUGCCGGGUGCGAGGGGGGUGGCGGAGUGCGUCCGGUUGGGCAGCCGGCGAAGAAGAUGGCAGGCACCGAAGGUCCCGGCGUCGCCUCUGCUGCUGCUGCUGCUGCUGGUGGAGGCGCGGACACCACGUUCCGGAUAGGCUUCAGCCUGGCGGAGAUUGCGGAGUCGUUGGGCUCCUCGGAGCAGGCGCUCCGCCUGAUCCUGUCCAUCUUUCUCGGAUACCCUUUUGCCUUGUUCCAGCGUCAUUUCCUUUUCCAGAAAGAGCUCUACCUCAUACAUCUCUACAACAUAUUAAUGGGGCUCUUGCUAGCCUACUUCAACUUUGGGACACAGUUCUGCCACUCGCUCAUAUGUGUCUUGGUUCAGUUUCUCAUACUGAGGCUUAUGGGUCGCACCAUCACUGCCGUUGCCACUACUUUCUGCUUCCAGAUGGCAUAUCUGAUGGCUGGCUAUUACUAUACUGCCACAGAGAGCUAUGACAUCAAAUGGACCAUGCCACACUGUGUCUUGACUCUCAAACUGAUUGGCCUGGUCAUCGAUUACUAUGAUGGUAGGAAGAAGGCGGAGGACCUCACCCCUGAACAACAAAAAUACGGUGUUAAAGGAAUUCCUACUUUACUAGAGGUUGCUGGGUUCUCCUAUUUCUAUGGUGCCUUCAUGGUGGGGCCUCAGUUCUCCAUGACACAGUAUCAGAAGCUGGUAAAAGGCGAGUUGACGGAUGUCCCAGGCCAAAGACCCAACAGUUUUGUGCCUGCUCUGAAGCGAAUGAUGCUAGGCUUCUUGUUCAUGGUUAUCUACACAAUGGCAGCCCCAUACCUUUCUGAGGAAUACCUUGUUUCUGAUGCUUAUUUGGAACAACCCUUCUGGUUCCGCUGCCUUUAUAUAUUGAUGUGGGGCAAGAUAAUGCUCUACAAGUAUGUUACCUGCUGGCUGGUCACGGAAGGCGUCUGCAUCCUCACUGGUCUAGGAUACAAUGGAACUGAUGACAAGGGGAGGCCAAAGUGGAACGCUUGUGCCAACAUGAAAGUCUGGUUGUUUGAAACAACUCCUUAUUUUACAGGGACCAUUGCCUCUUUCAACACCAACACCAAUGACUGGGUGGCCCGUUAUAUAUAUAAAAGACUGAAAUUCCUGGGAAACAAGCUACUAUCACAAGCCAUCUCCUUGCUUUUCCUCGCCAUCUGGCAUGGGCUGCACUGUGGCUACUUGGUGUGCUUCCAAAUGGAGUUCCUUAUCGUCAUUAUUGAAAGACAGGCCAUUAGCCUGGUACGAGACAGCCCACUUCUGAGUACCUUAGCAUCAAUCACCAUUUUGCGGCCCAUCUUCUAUGUGCUUCAACAAACUAUCCACUGGAUGUUCAUGGGAUAUUCUCUGGUGCCAUUUUGCCUCUUCAGUUGGGAAAAGUGGAUCAAGGUAUACAUGUCUAUUUAUUUUGUAGGGCAUAUCUUGUUUUUCUCAUUAUUAUUUGCAAUGCCUUACAUGAGAAAAGUAUUUGUGCCACAAAAAGAGAAGUUAAAGAAAGCUGAGUAGCAACCAAAAGAUUGUACCAUGUGUGCAUUUAUUAUGGGGAUGGUUGAAACAUCACCUGCCAAACUUGCUGCCGUCACACCCUUCCAGAGUGACUGGGGGAAGAGAGCACAGGGACGAAGGUCCCAGAAUACGGGGAGCAGAGAAACUACUGCAAACUCCUCCACCCCUUUGACAGGUUGCCUUAUCUUUCAACUUUUCUCCAUGGACACUCCUAUCUCUGGAAACUUCAGAUGAUUGUAAAGCACUAGACGCAGCUGCCAUCUGGGAAUGGAGCCACCGCCUGACUUUUUCUACUACUUUCUGAUUCUGCUAGAUAAAAUUGGUCCCAGUUGGUUUUUCA